AUGGAUAAAGCCAACCCCGAGUGGGCGAAGGACAUUCCGUGCAAAAACAUUACAAUCUACGGGUUUUGCAAGUACGAAAAUGACGGGUGCAUCUUUAAUCACGGCAAUGAAUCCAGCAGCAGUGUAAGCAGUCGACCGGUGCUGAAUAGCAGUUUGAGCAGUAAGUUCAAUGCCAAGACGGCCCCGUCCUUUACACCUUCCAAGGCUCUGAAUGUUAAAAAUACCUCUUCAACUGCCAUCAAAGCUGAAAAAGUGGCCAAGGCGCUGCAGUCCGUGGCAGACCAACAACCGUCGGUUUCGUCGCCGCUGGCCAGCCAUUCUGCUCCCUUUUCAUCAUCGUUCAAUCCAUAUGCGGCCAAUUUCACACCAGUGGGAUCUGCCGGCGCAGCUGAGACAUCCUCAUCACCACCGUCAGCGCCGUCAGCACCGUCAGCUGGACACACAGGCUUCAACCCUUACUCCGUGUCUGGCGGACUUCUGGCGUCCGCUGACGAACUCAAUCCCUUACACCCUUCUUCAGGUUUCGCGACAGGUUCCCCUGGGCCCUUUACACAGGAAUCCAGCAACAGACACGCGAAUUUCCCCACCAUAUAUCCCCCCAGUCAUUCCAUUCUGCAAUAUCAUCUGUAUGCUCCAGACCCAGCAUUGCAUCUCAAACUGCCGCUUAAAGCAAAUGAGAGAUCGCCUGAAAUGCUUUUUAUCCCAAACGACAUACGUGAAGAACUAUUAAAGAAAAAUCAAGCAGCCCUUCAAGUCUUCCCCUCUGGUGGAAACUUGCCUGAGAUUGUUGGCGACUAUUUUGGCCUGGUGCCUUUAGAAUUUCAUAAUAGGGUAACCAACAAGGACAGAUAUCAAGGGCAUCAAAACUCUCUUUAUAAAGUGUUUUCGAAUUUUGACGGCAAGAUUUACAUCAUGCGUCGAAUCCAUGACGUUAAAAUCACCGAAACUGCACAAAUCUCACAGCCUUUCCAAAGAUGGAAGAAACUUGUCAACCCGGGCGUGGUAGAGGUUCGCGAUGUUUUCAUAACGCGCGCCUUCAACGAUGCAUCAUUGUGCGUUGUGCAUGACUAUUUCCCACAAUCUAACUCACUUUACGAGACUCAUUUCGUUAGUUAUAACCCGGUACCAAUAUCUCUGGAUUUGCUGUGGUCAUACUUGGUGCAGCUUUGCAGUGCCUUGCAGGCUGCGCACUCGUCAAAUCUCGCCUUUAACAACAUCUGCCUUGACAAAGUAAUAGUCACAGGCCAUCCAGGGCGUAUCAAAAUUGGGGACUCUUGUUUGCACGAGGUCUUACAUUUUCAGGAAGAUAUCGACGUCACACAGCAACAACAAAAAGAUUUCGUAGACAUGGGAUUGUUGCUGCGAGAUCUGAGCGCCAAAAUAAUUGGAUCCGGUCAGGAUGUGAACGAUGUCGAAACCCUAGCUGUCGAUGAUCAAUUCCGCUUGGUGUUGCAAUACCUGCUGGACUCAAGUAACGCGGAGCCCAAGUCGCUAGAAAAGCUGCUUCCGAUGUUUGCAAGCAAAAUUCUACCGGUGACAAGUGCUCUUCAAAGUUACGUGGAAUACACAGAGUCCAUACUGGCACGCGAACUAGAAAACGCACGCCUCUUCAGACUAAUGUGUAAGCUGAGUUUUAUCUUUGGCCGCACAGAAUCUCGCAUCGAUAUCAACUGGUCAGAGGCCGGAGAGAGAUUUCCUAUAGUUCUUUUUUACGACUACGUUUUCCAUCAAACGAACGAGUCAGGGAAACCGGUGAUGGAUCUCACCCAUGUUCUUCGAUGUCUCAACAGGCUUGAUGCUGGAACCAGCGAGAAGAUCAUGCUUGUGACCCCAGACGAGAUGAAUUGCAUUAUAAUCAGCUAUAAGGAGCUCAAAGAUCUAAUAGACUCCACGUUUCGAGCAAUGUCACAAUGA
Molecule: messenger RNA, 1914 nt
Organism: Lachancea lanzarotensis
Lineage: Eukaryota; Fungi; Ascomycota; Saccharomycetes; Saccharomycetales; Saccharomycetaceae
Gene: PAN3
Product: LALA0S04e10264g1_1
Exons: 1
Coding region: 1-1914 (637 amino acids)
Biological process (GO): mRNA processing; nuclear-transcribed mRNA poly(A) tail shortening
Cellular component (GO): P-body; PAN complex
Molecular function (GO): poly(A) binding; metal ion binding
Source: RefSeq, a predicted model, not a curated record